Messenger RNA from Cladocopium goreaui, 2307 nucleotides. The record is from the annotation of a GenBank genome assembly. Lineage: Eukaryota; Dinophyceae; Suessiales; Symbiodiniaceae.
UCACAACAUGCACAGCUAGACAGUCCUUGCCCAGCGUGUUUUUCGCAAGGUGAUCUUCACCGAUUAGCAGCUGCAGCAAGCUUGCUGUGCACAGGCAAGGAGCCUGCAGCUGGUCGGAUCCGUUCUUAAUACGUCCAAUUGGAUGUCUUAUGUGUUUUCUGGACAAAUCCGAAGGCGAACAUGCCUAGGCCGAUUCUUCAGUAAACAUCCUUUUGCUGCCAUUGUAGUUCUUGGCUUCGUGCUGCACCAUGCCGACGGUGGCGCCUUUGUUUCGAUUCGACGCUUUAUGACCUCGCGAAGUUUGCACGCAGAGGCUGAUGACGCUAGAAUCGCAGUGCCUACUCCUAGCAAGGUUGCAGAGAUCGAAAAGCCUGAUGUGUCUGAAUUCCAUCAGGUAUCGGAAGGCCCGUGGCAAAUGGCACAGGCUGCUUUACGCGAUUUGCUUGAUGCCAGUGAGGCACAGAAGCAACGUGUGGCCAAUGCAUCUGCCUCUGGAGACUUGGCUGCAGCCGGCGCUGUUCUCACUUUCGCCAUUGCAUCUGAAGUGCCCGCUUUGAAGAUGGCAACCCUAACAGAGGAUGUCGUUCGUACGCUGUCUAGUGUGCAACUUGCGGCGGUUGAGGAUGUGAUGACUGCAGCCUCCUCCGCAACCUUAAGCGAGGGUCUUCCAGCCAUCAUUAGUUCUCUACUUUUGGCGGCAGCAGUCGCUGUAAUUAAAGUACCGGGCGAGGCAGAAAGCUUCGAUGGUCCUCCGGACUGGCUGCAAGCUUUGAAUGCAACUGUCCAGGAAGUCUGGGAGAGCGGUACUGGCAGUUUGAACACAAGAGCGGCAACACUUUUGAAGGAGGUUGCCCGCUUGUGGGCUGCUGUUGACGAGCAGCUCAGUCCGAAGGUAGCAGUAACGCAUGAAUCAAGCACAGAAUCCAGUCAUGGCAUAGCACUGUGCUGUGGAAGCGCAAGGCGGCAGGGGAAAGACUGGAUUUUGCCCAUCGAGGUUCAGUUGUUUCGCCGGAACGAGGGUCGUCACGCAGUGUUGCUCGGCAUGGGUCGCCAGCUUUUCCGCUCACUGCAUGACAUGACUGAGAAUGAUUUUGACGAAGAUGCGAUGAAAAUCUAUGAGGAGCGAGCUCGGCUCAUAUUUCGAAGCUUUCAACUGCCACUGUCAAAUGAUCGUGCUUUGCAACGCUUGGAAGUUCGUCUUGGCGGGGGCGCUCAUGGUGAUGAUGAAGGUUGGAAGCAGCUGCCGCCCACGGAUGGAAAUGGUUUGAUCCAGGCAAACGUGAGGUUCACUGACGACAACAUCCAGUUGGCAGAUCGAUUCAUGGAGCAGGUUCCAGUGGAGGUUCGUCUUGCCGAAGCAGUGCAAUCUUCAGAAACUCAAAGGCUAGUAGCGCCUCCAGUCACGGCCGUCGCUGCUUUGGUUCGUCCGCACGGCAUCGGUGUUAUUUCUGACAUCGAUGAUACUGUGAAGGUAACGGAAGUCUUCCAUGGCAUUAAGGCCGUGUUGCAAAACACCUUCCUGAAGACCUUUGAUGAUGUGCCUGGUAUGGCAAAGCUCUACCAAGGCUUGGAAAAGCUUGAUGCAAGCUUCCACUACGUCUCCAAAAGUCCACCAGAACUACAUGCCCCUUUAGCGGAUUUUUUGCAUGAAAAGGGCUUCCCGGUCUCCUCUAUUCACCUGUGCCCACUGCUUGGUCGCAAUCGAGCCAAUUUCAAGCUGGGCCAGGUAGAAAGCUUGCUAUCUCAGUUUCCUGAUCGAAAGUUCAUCCUGGUCGGUGAUUCUGGAGAGAAAGACCCUGAGGUUUACGCCGAGAUCAUGAGACGUCACCCCAAGCAAGUGUUGAAGGUAUUGAUACGGUCUGUGGCACCAUCAGACGAAGAAAACGUUGCUAAAGCAAGGGCCGCAUUUCAAGGCAUCAAUGUGUCAAAAUGGCAGGUAUUUGCAGAUCCGAGAGAAGUCACCUUGGAGUCAGCAGGUACCUUCGCCUGGCCGAAAUGGAUGCCCUGGUCGAGCCUCAGCAACGAAGGAAUGAUGCAGGUUCCCGGCCAGCGGAACUGGGAUUCCAUGGCCAUCCCUUUGGCAGGGGUGGUGGUGGACUGACAGCCUUGGUUCAAUAGCUUUUCCAGCGACCAAAAUGUCACAGUACCCGAUUUUCAUGCAUAGCUUGCAGGCUGUGCCUUGGCACCAGUCAGCACCAGCUGUGCCUUCCACGCAAGAUUUCCAUGUGCCGUGUGAAUUGCCUUUGGGCUUUAUAGGCUGUACUCUCCUUCCAAGGAAAGAAUUGGCCGUUAUUCUGUUGUUGCCUG